AUGGACACCAAUGUCCUCCUUCUCCACAGGCACCUGGAAGAGUCAAGAGUCCCCGCGAACGAGGGGCCUUGGCUCGCAGUCUUGCCCUCGAGCAGGAGCUCACUCAGCCACCGGCCAGCCAAACCCCACCAGAUCAACUGUUGGCCCGAUGUCUCGACCACCCGGAAAGCGCGUCGCCAGCACGUUGCCAAAAAAGUCUGUUGCAAAACCUUUGGCGAGCAGCUCUUGGCGCUCGGUCCCCAUUGUGUCCACUCGGUCUCCCGAUUGGGGUUGCUCGCCCGCUUUGCUUUUGGACCGAACGAGGCCGAAGAAACUCUGUGGCAAGCCGGAGAAACCUGGUUGGAAGGUUCGCCGCAUGCCAAUCGCCAAGUCGGGUACUCGAUGCCAGGACGCGUCCAAGACUCGCCCAACCCGUCGAUCGGUAUCGAAGGAACAUCUACCAUGCGUGCCAUGGAAGUCAUGGAAGGUUGGCAAAGCUUGCCACAGGAUCAAGCAUUCUGCCUUCUUGAUGACAAAAAUCUCGGCGCUGCAUGCCACGACAUUGGCAAGUUGGGAUGCAAGCCGACCGGUCUUCAGCUGUGGUGA
Colletotrichum orchidophilum is the source of this 585-nucleotide messenger RNA. RefSeq lists its product as uncharacterized. Bases 1 to 585 code for a protein of 194 amino acids. The transcript is spliced from 3 exons. The record is from RefSeq and is a predicted model, not a curated record. NCBI's taxonomy places the organism in Eukaryota, Fungi, Ascomycota, Sordariomycetes, Glomerellales, Glomerellaceae.